CUCCACUUGACAAUGGUCAUAGCCAUCCUUCACCCCAUGCAACGUGCUUUCGCCAUCACGUCACUUAAAAUCUCGCUAUGUCCUAUGCGGUGCUGGAAGCCACAUCGCGGUUUUCAUGGAACGACUGUUGCAUGCAAUGAAACAUCGCCCAUCAAGACUAUUGCGGUCAUUGGAGCAGGUCAGAUGGGGACUGGGAUUGCAUUAGUGGCUGCAAAGAAUGCACGGGUAAAAGUUCUUUUAAGUGACCAUUCGGCGGUCGCCAGAGACAAAGGAUUGGGAUUCAUAGAUAAGCUUCUUGAGAAGGAUGUGAGCAAACAGAAGAUAACUUCAGAAGAAGCUCAUCAGGCGCGAGAACGAGUUAAGGCGGUGGAUGACUUGUCUUCGGUGGCUGAUGUUGAUCUGGUCAUAGAAGCCGUAGCAGAGAACUUGUCGAUGAAGCAGAAGAUCUUCUCUCAACUUGCAUCGAUCUGCCGACCGGAUACGAUUCUAGCUUCUAACACAUCGUCGAUUUCAUUGACUAAGAUUGCUGCAUCUGCUGUGGAUACUCGACGUGAAUCUGCUUCUGAUAAUAAUCAAUCGGCUUCGAGAGUCAUUGGUCUGCAUUUCUUCAAUCCGGUGCCAGUGAUGACGGUAGUCGAGGUUAUAUCGGCACUCCAAACUAGUCCUGAAGUACUGGAUCGUGCACGUAGAUUUGUUGAAGGAUGUGGAAAGGUUGUGACUGUCUCACAAGACACUCCAGGUUUUAUCUCCAACCGAGUUUUAAUGCCAAUGAUCAACGAAGCAAUUAUUUGUCUUGAACAAGGAGUUGCGACCCGUGAAGAUAUCGACAACACAAUGAAGCGUGGUACCAAUGUGCCCAUGGGCCCUUUGACACUUGCUGACUUCAUCGGUCUUGACACAUGUUUGUCGAUAAUGCAAGUAUUGCACCAUGAGUCAGGUGAUAGUAAAUACCGUCCAUCAGUCCUGUUGGGUCGAAUGGUUGACGCUGGUUGGCUUGGUAAAAAGAACGGACGAGGCUUCUAUGACUAUUGAGCCACAUUACCAAAACAACAACAUUGACCUAUAAGUCAAAAUCAUUGGUCAUGAUUUUUGCAAGAUUAUUUGUACAAUCGCAAGUAUGUGUUAUGUGAUCAGCAGUGAGGCUUGCAAAAUUAUUUGUACAAUCGCAAGUAUGUGUUAUGUGAUCAGCAGUGAGGCUUGCAAAAUUUGUUUUAGAUUUCUCUCUCUGUGUAAAAGGCUCUUCAUCGAUUCCUUCUUUGAAAUUGAAUCCAAUAAAUGU
Melampsora larici-populina 98AG31 is the source of this 1279-nucleotide messenger RNA. RefSeq lists its product as uncharacterized. The record is from RefSeq and is a predicted model, not a curated record. NCBI's taxonomy places the organism in Eukaryota, Fungi, Basidiomycota, Pucciniomycetes, Pucciniales, Melampsoraceae. Gene Ontology annotation, biological process: fatty acid metabolic process. Gene Ontology annotation, molecular function: oxidoreductase activity, acting on the CH-OH group of donors, NAD or NADP as acceptor; NAD+ binding. Bases 13 to 1032 code for a protein of 339 amino acids. The transcript has 11 exons.